AUGUCGUCACGCAGUCGCCAGUCGCGUGUUGGAGCCAUACCGAGCAACAGUCGCCUCUCGGUCGCUACAGCGCCAGCUCCGACACAGCCAAAUGCGCUGCCAGCCUACAAGAAGCCCUCUCAUCCUCUUGAUGGCGAGGCGCAACGCGCACUGCGGGAGCUGAAUGGCCCAACGCUCACAAUCAUCAAGAAGCACAGCAAAGACGCCAUCACCACGAUUCGAAGCACAGCCGAAGGCGUCAACGACAUGCUGAGCGAGCACCAACGCUACUUUGACGCGCGCAGCAAGAAAUGGGACGCAGGCAAGAAGCUGGACGAAAGAGAAGACGAAGAAGCCAUCAUGGCGGACCUGCAGCAGAAAGUCGACGACGCCACGGCCAAACUCGAGGAAAGCAUGCGCGCAGCGAUCGACUCCAGCGUUGCCGCCCAGCGCAUCGAAGACGCCCUUGAGUGGCUGCGCCAACACGCCCCAAAGCAGAUCGAGGAGGAGUACCAUAGCCAACGGACGCGGCGCUCAACGCAGCGCCGCCAAACGCAGAACCGCGACGGCAGCGAAGCAGGUUCAGAUCAGGAAGAACUCGACGACGGCCCCACGCCCGGUCCGACGCCCCUCGACCGCUCCCAGCUCGCGCUCACGGGCUCUGUCGACAUGUUCACCGACCGCAUGGCGCGCGAGCAGACGUCGUACACGUCACUCUCGCUCACCGCCCGCUAUGCACGCCACAACGAGUACCGCGACUUCAAGCGCGUGGUUCACGACGCGCGGUACGGCGACACGAUCCCCCUCGGUCACGAAGACACAUGGUUCACUGAGACAGGCGAGCCCGCGCUGGGCGUCACCCAGGCCGUCAACGACGACGAGGACGACCUCGUCAUGGACCGUGCGACGGUCAGCACGAAAUGCCCGAUUACAUUCCAGACGCUCAAAGAGCCAUGGAGCAGCGCAAAGUGUCCGCACACGUUCGAGAAGAGCGCUAUACUGGGCAUGAUCAGGACGAGCGCGAGCCAUUUCGGCCCCGGCCGCGCAAGGAGCGUCGCGUGUCCAAUCCCGGGAUGCGAUCAGCAACUCUCCGCAGAAGACCUGCACUCCGACCCCAUCCUCACACGCAAGAUCCGCCGCCUGCUGCAGGCGCAGCUCGACGACGACGACGAUGACGACGGUGACGAUGACGAAGAUGAAGACGAGGAGGAGGAGGAGGAGGAGGAGGAGGAGCUCCCGCAGAGCUCGAUCAUCGAGGACCUGGGCGAUCCCAGCGAGGACGAGGACGAGUAG
This is a messenger RNA of Didymella exigua CBS 183.55, 1272 nucleotides long. RefSeq lists its product as uncharacterized. The record is from RefSeq and is a predicted model, not a curated record. The transcript has 3 exons. Bases 1 to 1272 code for a protein of 423 amino acids. Gene Ontology annotation, cellular component: Smc5-Smc6 complex; nucleus. Gene Ontology annotation, biological process: protein sumoylation; double-strand break repair via homologous recombination. NCBI's taxonomy places the organism in Eukaryota, Fungi, Ascomycota, Dothideomycetes, Pleosporales, Didymellaceae. Gene Ontology annotation, molecular function: zinc ion binding; SUMO ligase activity.